Linum trigynum is the source of this 4597-nucleotide messenger RNA. The record is from the annotation of a GenBank genome assembly. Lineage: Eukaryota; Viridiplantae; Streptophyta; Magnoliopsida; Malpighiales; Linaceae.
UUUGCCUCUGCCCUUUCCGUGGGGUUUCUUUUCAUUAGCGGAGAGGAGGACUAGACAGACACGAACCCAAACCAAGAGAGAGAAAGAGGAAGGAAAACAAAUUCCCGAAGGAAAAUCCCCCAAAGGAACGAAGAGAGAAACAGAAUCGAGCCAGCCACCCCUGUGCGCUCUCUCUCCCUCCUUCGCUUUUGCAUUUAGCAGAGAGGCAAACAGUUUGAUUCAACAACAAGAGGAGGAAGCAGACGAAGCUUAACAAGAAGAUCCAUUUCUUCUCUUCCGUCUUCGAUAGAUAGAUACAAAUACGCAGGAAUUAGAGGGAGAGAGAGAAAGACAACGAACCAGGUAGAGACGGAUUGGAUGUUCAUAUAUAGAGAGUAACAGAGGAAGAGAGGGCGAGAGAGGGGAGACACAGACUGUUUUUCCUUAGCGGGAAGCCAUGGGUUUCGUUUGUUGUUUCCACCAGAGGUCUCAGUUUUAUCUGUUCCUCUGUUUCCAUCUUUGAGAUCUUGCCCAUCAUCCUUUUAACACAUUGCCUACUUUGGAACCCCACCAGCGAUCCGUAUGAAACAAACCCUUUCCUACUCUCCAUUAGUAUUUCACCUUAAAAAUUUCAUUGUUUCUGGGCAUUCGAAAUAUCUGCUCUUUUGAUCUUCAAAAGUUUCAAACUUCGAUGUUGUCAUCCUGCAACUUUCACACUAAACAAUUCUCAGUGUUUCCCGGGUUGGGCAAAUUGAAAUUUGUUACGCUUCUUUGCUUCGCGGAGUAUGUUGAUUGGCCUUCUUUCUGUUCUUUUUUUGUCUAGGGUUUCGGCCGGAUCGUCCGUGGGAAUCUGCCCUGGUCUCUGGAGAAUCUGCCCUAAUUGUGGUUUUUAUCAAGUAUUAGGGUUUGUAUAUAAGGAGCAAGGAAUUGGAGAUUUUGGGAUCAGUGGCUACGGUUUUAGCUUCCCACAUUGAAUCUGGCAAAAAUCAGAGGUGGGUUUUCGAUAGAAUCCUCAAAUUACAAUCGAAGAAGUUGCUAACUGGUUCGGGCUGGCACUUAAGAGGUCAGGAUUUUGAUUCCGGAACUUGAUGGAAGCUCUUGAACUGGCUUUUGCUUGCUAGCAGAUUGCGAAUUGGAACUUAAGCAUUUUAAGCAAAUCUUUGAGCUGAUUGGAGCUUUAUUAGUCCCGGGGGCUACUGGAAUUAUACUCAUUGUUACUUCAAGGGAGUUGCCCUCUUAAAUUCUCGUGGUUUCAAGCUGGUUCUCAGCUCAGAUAUUUCGAAGGAACAUCACUCACUUGAGGGGAGACUUCCUUUUGGAUGGUUCUUUUGAGGGAUGAUGUAGUGGUGUAAGCUGGAAAUGACUGCGGGGACAUGGUGUUUGAGCAAGAGCAUAGUUUAUGGUCUGUUCCUGUCUUGGAACAACUGUACGGGAAACUAGAUAAAACUUUUUGUUUGGUGCGGAGCUGCUACUUGGCCAUAUCCAGGGUUCUGUGCGAUGUCUCGUUGCUUUCCAUUUCCUCCACCAGGAUAUGAAAAGAAGAUUAGGAUUGAUGAUGCCGACUUGCUGACAAAGGAGAAGCAUAAGGAGAAAAAACAUAAGAAAGAUAAGAAGCACAAAGAGAAGAGGGAAGAUAAAGACAGGAAGGAUAAAGAUAGAACUAAAGAAAAACAUAGGGAAAAGAAACAACGGAAAGAGAAGGACAAAGACAAGGAGAAGGAAGGGGAUAAGGCGAAAAAUCGAACCUCGGAUGAGAAGAGAGUUGAAGGGAAGAAUACUAUCAGUAAUCAACAGAAGGCUGCCUCAAGUGGUGUUAAUGAAAUCAAUGAUUCAAAAUUUAUUCAGGAGUUGGCCAAAAGGAUCAAGGAUGAUAGUCAAGUAUCACCGAGCCAGAUGGUGCACAAGAUUGCUGCUCCCAGUCAGACGAGGGCAGAGCCAAGAGGAAUCUCCUUGGACAGAAAUGUUGGGAAUCUAUCCAAGGAAAAAGAGAAAAUUAAGGGUAAUGGUGAAGAUCACUGGAAGGCCAACGGGCAAAGGGACAUCGUUGAUGCAAACGAAGUGGAUAAUCCGUUCGCUCAGAACUUCACUGGUAUUGAUACACAUAGAACUGAGGAUCCUGCCAAACAGGCUGCAAAGAAGAAUAGUGAUAAGCCCACAGAAGGGAGAGAGAAGAAGAAGAAACACAAGGAGAGUAAGGCAGACAAAGUCAGAGAUAAAGAUAGAGGUUCAAGAUCAAAGAACAAGGAACGGGAUAAAGAAAAGAAAAAAGAGGAGAGAACGAAAGAGGUAAGAGAACCAGGUAAAGAUCAGAUACUAAAAGAAAGUCAGAACUCCUUGGACUCUGGGCAUAUCAAAACGUCUGAUCUGGCAAAGUUAAGUACCACAACUUUUGGUAGUGAGGGAACUAUUGGGAAGCACAAGGAGCUUGAGGAUGAGAUGUUACAAGAGCCUGGACCUAGAUUAAAAGAAAUUAAUAAUUUCCCCCUCGACUUUCGGAACAUCAAAACCUCAAACCCUUCAAAGCCAAGCAGAACAACUUUCAGCGUUGAGGGAACUCCCGGCAAACCCCAAACUAUUGAGGUUCAGAUAUUAGAAGAAACUGUGCCUAAACUGAAAGAAAGGGAGAAGGACCCCUUGGACUUCCGGAUUGUGAAACCUUUGGAGGCAUCAAACAAUGCAACUUUCAACAAUGAGGGGACUCUUGUCAAACGCAAGGAGCUUGACGAUGGUGGUCACAUAAUAAUAAAAGAAAGUAUCAAGGAGACUCAAGACUUCCAGAACAUCAAAACCAAUGAUGCAUCAAAGUUAAGCAGCACAACUUUCAGCAAUGAUGGAACUCUUGGGAAACGCAAGGAGCUUGACGAUAGAGGUCGCAAACUAAAAGAAAGUAUUGAGGACUCCCAAGAUUUCUGGAAUAUCAAAACCAUGGAUAUAUCUAAGUUGAGCAGCACAGCAUUAAUCAAUGAGGGAACUCAUUGCAAACGAAAAGAGCUUGAUGGCAGUGGUCAGAAAACAAAAGAAAGUAAGAACCACCUUCACUUCCAGAAUAAUAAAAUCUCAGACCCUUUGAUGCUAUGCAGCACAACAUUGAGCAGUGAGGGAACUCUUGGCAAACGCAAAGAGCUUGAGGUCAAUGAACACAUGCUUGACAAUGGUCACAGACCUAGUAAAUUGCGGAGACCUCUUGCUUCCUCUGAUUCAGUUAUCCAAAAUGGAAGGAAAGCAGAACCAUUUCAAGGCACUGUUCAGCUUGCAUCUGAGAAGCAGGAGGCUGCUAUUAGUCAUGGGGUGGAUAUUAAAGAGCCGAAGAUUAAUGGUUUUAUAACUGCGGAACCGUCCAACUCAUGCCCAUUGAGGCCUCCAUCUGCUAAUGUGCCAGCUGCUGGCAGUAAAGAAACUGUAAAAUCACCACAUCCUGAUGCCAAGUAUCUGGAUCAGAUACUUUUUGUGCCUGAAGGGGUUGAUUUGCCUGAUUUCUGCAACCAGGACUGGUUAUAUAGUGGCAUUCAUCAGUCAAAGAAGCCUCGCAAAGACUGUCCUGAGGUUCAUGGAACAAAGCAAGUAUGGGCAGAAGCCCUUCGGAUAGAAUCCGCUGAAGUUUCAGCACUGCCAUAUGUCAUUCCAUAUUGAUUUGAUGCUUAGCAAGUAGGUCAAUGGCUUUGCCAUUCCUUCUGACGGCAGUUAAAAACUGCUUGGGACCUUCUAUUAGGGCAUAUGCUGGCAUCUGCUCUUGAGAAGGUUGGUAUGUCAAUGCUUUCCCCGUUAUAUUAUUUUGGCACGGAUCAGCUUGUUAGAGUGCAGAGAGUAUAGACCAGAUCACCGUUGCAUUAAAAUAAUAGUGGGUUUCUGAUUUAUAUGAUCUGGAAGCGAUUCAUUUUGGGAUCGGUUGCAGAAAACUAACCAAGUUUUGUGCUUUUCCCGAGAAUAUUAGUGGGUUUUCGUUGAAUUGCCUUUUGCUUUUGUGUUUGUGGCAAUUACCUUACCCUUGGGUUUUGGUUAGUCGGAGCUGCGUCUAAGUGAAUUGGAGAGUGAGAUAGGGAGGAGAAGAAACUGUAAAAUGGAUUCCUUUUUGGGACUCUGAUUAAGUUUAGAAUACAGAGUGGGUAAAAGGAGAGUGAGUCGGGGCUGAAGGGGUCAUUUGUGUUUACAAGGCAACAGUUUUGAUUGUUUCGUAGAGGUAUUCGUAAUAAUGUAAAUUUUUCUUAGAAGGAAGAUACGGUAUAAAUAAGCUUAUUCAUUUCCCGUGGUGUUUCCUACUUGAGAUGAUCUCUUUGUUGUUCGAGAGCUGAUUUUUUUUUAUUUUGAAUCAUUGGACCUGUAUAUUAGAUAGUGCAGCGUGGAACAUGUGCUAGAGUGGUUCUCUGUUCAGUUUUCACUUGGACUCUUCAUAUUGUUGAAGCUGAUUUGAUGUUCAUAAUUUCUGGAUAGAGUAGUUGGUAGAGUUGAUUGUAAUGCAAGCAAGGCAAGAGAAGCCGAAGAAAGUUUGUUGAUUGUGGUUCUGUAACUAAUGAGUUCUUAAGCAAGUUGGGAUUUGACCACCUCUAAUUCGUCGAUUUUUGUUUUCUGUCAAGUGAUAGAUUACCCGUGAUUGGCACAUGAAUAUAGCUAAAUUUGGACG